This is a messenger RNA of Pestalotiopsis fici W106-1, 1026 nucleotides long. RefSeq lists its product as uncharacterized. Gene Ontology annotation, cellular component: cytosol. The transcript has 2 exons. The record is from RefSeq and is a predicted model, not a curated record. NCBI's taxonomy places the organism in Eukaryota, Fungi, Ascomycota, Sordariomycetes, Amphisphaeriales, Sporocadaceae. Gene Ontology annotation, molecular function: glyoxylate reductase (NADPH) activity; hydroxypyruvate reductase [NAD(P)H] activity; NAD binding. Bases 1 to 1026 code for a protein of 341 amino acids.
AUGUCGCGACCAAUUGUGCUACAGCUCGGAGACGAUAUCCGCUGGAACCAUGACCAAUAUGCCGCUUUUACCUCCAAGUUUGAGAUCAAGAGGUCAUACAGCAUGCCGCGGGCAGAGUUCAAGCAAGCAUUAAAAGACAAGAAAUUCGGUGAUUUCUUUGCCAUCUACAGGCCAUUUUGGAAUACGGGUGGUGAAAUGGGCAACUGGGACGACGAGCUCAUCUCUUUAUUACCACCGUCUUGCAAAAUCUACGCAUCUGCGGGCGCAGGUUUCGACUGGGUUGACACGGCCGCCCUGGCAAAGAGGGGCAUCAUUUAUUGCAACGCCGCAGCAGCUUGCACAGAAUCAGUAGCAGAUGCAGCCAUUUGGCUCAUCAUCUCCACCUUUAGAUUGUUCUCAUGGUCUGCAUUGGCCGCCCGCUCAGGCAGCCCGGAGCAGUUUGCAGAUGCCAACAAGAACCUGGCGGCCGUGACGCGCAACCCCAACGGGUUCAGCCUCGGCAUCAUUGGCUACGGCCGCAUCGGCCGGCGCAUCGCCGAAAAGGCCCACGCCGCCAUGAACAUGAAGAUUCUGUACAAUGACGUGGUCGAGAUUCCGUCGUCGGUACCGGCCACCUUUUACAAGGACAUGGACACCUUGCUCGCCGAGGCCGACUGCGUGCUCGUCGCCACCCCCUUUGACGGAGAUACCCUCAUCAACGCCGACAAGCUGGCCAAGAUGAAGAAGGGAUCCCGCAUCGUAAAUAUUGCCCGCGGCAAGCUCAUUGACGAGCCGGCCCUCGUGGCAGCCCUCCAGAGCGGUCACCUCUACUCGGCUGGACUCGACGUGCACUUUGACGAGCCCAACGUCAACAAGGAGCUCAUCAAGAUGAAGAACGUCGAAGUGCUCUCGCACAAUGCCGGAGCGUCGCUAGACUCUCACAUUGGCUUUGAGAGUCUUGGCAUGGAGAAUAUUACUUCCUUUCAUGACAAUGGCAAGGCCGUCUCGCCUGUCAACGCUCAUUUGAUCAAGCAGAGCCGUCUAUAA